Astyanax mexicanus (Mexican tetra) is the source of this 4515-nucleotide messenger RNA. It is a transcript of the gene gcm2, whose product is annotated as glial cells missing transcription factor 2. Gene Ontology annotation, molecular function: RNA polymerase II cis-regulatory region sequence-specific DNA binding; DNA-binding transcription activator activity, RNA polymerase II-specific. The coding region runs from base 329 to 1810 and encodes 493 amino acids. The record is from RefSeq and is a predicted model, not a curated record. Gene Ontology annotation, biological process: gliogenesis; regulation of transcription by RNA polymerase II. NCBI's taxonomy places the organism in Eukaryota, Metazoa, Chordata, Actinopteri, Characiformes, Acestrorhamphidae. The transcript is spliced from 5 exons. Gene Ontology annotation, cellular component: nucleus.
AUCACACUGUAUUUUUGUGCUCCUCAAAGAUGAAGCAGUAGUAGCCCUGCCUCCUUUUUAACUAUAGACUACACCCACAGCAGCUCCUACCUGAGUUCAUUCUGGCACCGCCCAGCUCUCAGAGCGCACCUGCGGCUCCACGCACAUUUUACGCCAUGAGCUCAGAAGACUAGACGCAGUGCUUGGAUAUAUUAUGUGGAUCAUUUUCAUUUAAUCUUUUUAUUAGUCAGGCUUGUAGCCACUGAUGGUCGAAAUGUUUCGGAUCUGAAGCAUCUGAGCGGGACGGAAACACGCGCUCUACAAGAACUAAAGUUUAAUUUCGCGCAAAAUGUCCAAAGCAGCAGAUCAGUUUGACAGCUCGGACUGUGUGUGCUCGUUCGGAAUGAAGCUCACGUGGGACAUCAACGACCCCAAACUGCCCCAGGACCCGAAACAGUUCGACCCUUUCCAGGAGUGGACGGACGGCUAUGUGCGCUACAUCUACAGCGCAGAGGACAAAAAUGCGCAGCGGCACCUAAGCGGCUGGGCCAUGCGCAACACCAACAACCACAACUGCCAGAUCCUGAAGAAGUCGUGUCUGGGCGUGGUGGUGUGCGCGCGGGGCUGCACGCUGGCAGACGGCACCAAACUGCAGCUGCGCCCCGCCAUCUGCGAUAAAGCCCGUCAGAAGCAGCAGAAGAAGCUUUGUCCAAACUGCAGCUCGGCUCUUGAGCUCGUACCGUGUCGAGGACACAGCGGCUAUCCGGUCACAAAUUUCUGGAGAGUGGACGGCAAGGCCAUCUUUUUCCAGGCUAAAGGAGUGCACGAUCACCCCAGACCAGAGAGCAAAUCAGAGACAGAGGCGAGGAGGAGCGCAGUAAAGAGGAGGAUGUCCUCCCCUCACUUUCCUCAAAAAAGAAGAAUAAUAGAGUCAGAGCCUGGCCGCUACUCUGACAUGCCUUUCUCCAACAUCCACCCGCUGGCCAUGGAGCCUCCGGACCGCUUCAGCAUCAUCGCAGAGUCUAACUUCCCCAUGCAGACGCAGCACUACCCUGCCUUCCAGAACCCUGAGAACCCCUACAAGUUCCCCUACGAUACCCACAGUACUGCCACCAUGACCGACACUCCAAGCCCUUUACAAAAGCCUGCCAACCACCGGCUGUACAUGCCUCGGCCUCCAUGUGGAUACGACUUUGCAGUACCGAGCUACCUGGGCUCUAGCCCGUAUCCCUCAGCACUGUAUAAAGACCCUGCCAGCCCUCAGAGCGAGGCUGAACUCAAUAAAACUGCCUCCAGCCUGAGUACGACACCUCAGCUCCCGAACCACGAAAGGUCAUAUCCGGACGUUGCUGCCAAGCAUCAUAGCUGGAAGCAGAUCCUGGGCAAAGGGCAAUACGGGGAAAGAACGGAAUACCCUCAGCUUCCAGCCAACACCAACCACUACUACAACAGCGAGUACCCAUGCAGGUACACAGGACCCGCCCCUGCUACCCCCACGGCCCUGCAGACCAUCAUCACCACCACCACCAAAGUGUCCUACCAGCCCUGCCCCAAGCCCCCUGUGGUGAAAUAUGGGGACAACAUCUACGAUGUGAAGGGCCUGUCUAACUGUAACUCUAUUCUCGAGGAGUCCUCACCCACGUCUUACUCUGAUCUCAAGAUUCCAGAGGAUUCUGGAGUGAUCAAAACAGCCUUGUCCUACCAGGAUGCACUUCCUGCCAAAAUCGAAAGGGCAGAGAACUUUGAGGGGUACCGCUACAGCAGCUACAGCUCCAACAGCUAUCCUGAAAGAGUGACGCAUCCAUACAGGUACGACAGCGGAGAGUUUUGACUAUUAGCACCAACAAAUCAUCAAGGUAAAGGAAAGCAGGGGGUCCCAGAAGGAACCAAAUACUGAUUUCCGUUUUCCUGAUCAAAUCUCAGUGGGCCAAAGAACAUUAAGGGAAAGGGGGGACAAAUGAUUUUUGGACUGUUCUUCAGAUCUGUAAGUAUGUGUAGUUAUUUAUAAGCAGUAUUUGAGUUUUAGAACUGUUGAAAUGUUUUAGUUGAGAAGACAUGAUUAAAAAUCUGCAGAGCAAGACAUUUCAGGAUAUUUGCGAAAUAGCUGAAGUUGUGUGUCAAAGCUAAAGUUGUUAUAGCUGUCGUAUAUUGGUAUAAAAUAGUAAUGAAUACCUUGUAUUUGUUUAAAUACGUGUCAGAAUCAUGAAUUUGUUUUUUGAUUAUUCUGUAAAAUGGCCGGUUUUAAACUAAACUGACAGUAAAUGAAGUGGGACCUCAAGUCAUUCAGAGUGGAUGCCCAGUCCACUCAAAAAUUACAGUGCUACAAAGGGUUCUUUGUGUGAUGGCAUAGAAAGAACCAAUUUUGUAAACAAUAUAUGUGUGAAUAAACCCUUUAGCCACUUAAAUUCUGUGGAACCACCAGUGGUUUCUGGCUUUUUUCUGCACUGGUAUAAUUAUAAACAACUAGGCUGAUCUGCGUUCCUUUUAUUUAGUUACAGAAUAGCAGCCUUUGGGAAAAAAAGAUACUUUACAGGUACGUAUUUAUUUAUCAAAGUCACAAAGGCAUUUCUGUAAGGAGCAACAUAGUCCUUAAGGUCCAAUGGCAGGAAAAAUGACAGCAAAAUGGAAAUAUGGGAUAGAUUUUCAUUUGUUUGGAGCAAAAGUUUGAGUAAUUUGUGUGUUUCGUUUCUUAAGGUUCUUAAGUUUUUUUUUAAAUAAACACCUCUAUCAGAUGUUUUAGAUUAUACCUUGUUGUAAUAUAUCAGAACACAAGCCAAAAAUACAAAGAAUUAAAUUAACUCUAUGUUUUAUAAGGUAUAAAAUCCAUACCAUUUAUAAAAUCUACAAUAUGCUGAAAAUGAUUUGCUUGUUUUUGAAAAUUCUACACAAGUGUUGAGCAGGGAGUUACUGAAGGUACUGAAGAAAUACCCUUAAAUGUUUUACCCCAGUGACAGUUUACUACUAUUUCUUCUAAAACAGUGUGUAAAAAGUCACAAAUAAUACUGUAAAAAAGACAAUGUAAAGAUUCUUUACCCAUUUUUAAAAAAAAUGUUUCUUUUUAUGGCACCAUUAAAGAACCUUUUUAGCACUUAGUAUUUGUAACAGUGUAUUCUGCCUUUGAUCUGUAAUUAAAGCCUUAAAAAUAUAGUACCCAAAGUGUUUGUCUGAGUGUACAUGCUGUGACCUUGUCUUACAUGUAAUGAAUAAACAGCGUACUUCAACAUCAUGCAUAUUGUGACAUUUUGGAUGUGCGUAAGUGAAGUCAAUAAGCCCUCAAAGCCUUCAAGCCUUCAAGCCUUUUAGCUGCCAAAGUAGAAAAGCUCUGUGUUUGUUCAGCACACGCCGGUUGGAAGUGGAGAAAACACAGAUCACCUACGAGGCUGUAAUGUGGGGCUUUGUGAUUGAGCGCUUUUAAGGCCUCGGAGAAAGAGAGUGACACAUUUCACUGGCAUGAACAAUCGAGUAGGGGAUGUUCUUCUGUCAGGAGGGAUCAAGGAUAAUCACAGACAAUUAAGCAGGCGGUUUGUCAACGGACUGCUUUUAAUCUCCAUCUUCAGAAGAGCCUCGAGGCUCAGACCUCCGUCGCUCUGGCGUGGGGGGUAUGAAGGAAUAGGACAUGACAUUAGACUGAGAAAGAGAGAAAGAGAGAGGUAGAGAGAUGGAGAGAGAUAGAGAGAGGUCAGAAAAGGAUGAAAGGAUAAUAAAUAUGUAUAAGUGUGGAGAAAGAAAUGAGAGAAGACAGAAAAAAUGAGAGAAAAAUGCCAAUAAUACCUGUUGCUGACAGCAUCUCUUCACACAACUUUCACACCGAGAGCCAGGCGCCACGGCAUCACGGAGCCGUACAAACACACUUUCUAACACACACGUACACACAUGUACCCGUCUCUUUCAUGUCCUCCCUGAAAAAAGAUCUCAUAGAUGCUCUAGAUAGAUCUAGAUAAACAACAAAUCAUGCAUGGGUUUGGACAUCAGGAGUGGUGCAUGUGUUAAGAGCAAAUCUCAGAAUCUCUGUCAGGUUCAGUGUUUGAGCAAUGCUCGGCAUCUAAUACACAACACACCUAUACUGGUGUAGGAUUGAUUCAUGAUUAGUUUAAACAUUUCAUUAUUUAACCCACUGGACUGUGGAGUCUCCCAAAAAAAUGAAGAAAUAAGCACUAUUUGGCAUGUUCAUGUUUGUCUUUAGUGAGCCUUUGUUAACAGCUGAAACAUCAUCUGUAAAUAACUGUGGCAAAACAUGUCUUUAUGCAGAUAAAAAAAACAACAUGUAUAUUACUCAAUAGUUCAAUGUUCAUUGUUCUCUUUCUUUUAUUCUUAUUUAUUAAUUAUAUAUUUUUAGUACAACUGCCUUUACCUAAAUAUCUGUUUUGCUAUUUUCUUUUUUUUUGACUAAUGUGUUUUUGUUUGUUUGUUUAUUUAACUAAGAAUAAAUUUUUGUUUUUUUUUAUUUGACAAUUUCUAGCAGACUGUAAGCUGUACUGAUAAACAAAAGAAAAUAUGACAUUAACAUUUAAAUAAAAAGAUUGCAGAGAAAAUAUA